Salvelinus sp. IW2-2015 is the source of this 4465-nucleotide messenger RNA. RefSeq names its product aryl hydrocarbon receptor. Gene Ontology annotation, molecular function: nuclear receptor activity; transcription cis-regulatory region binding; protein dimerization activity. Gene Ontology annotation, biological process: response to xenobiotic stimulus; xenobiotic metabolic process; regulation of transcription by RNA polymerase II. Gene Ontology annotation, cellular component: aryl hydrocarbon receptor complex; nucleus. The record is from RefSeq and is a predicted model, not a curated record. NCBI's taxonomy places the organism in Eukaryota, Metazoa, Chordata, Actinopteri, Salmoniformes, Salmonidae.
AGGGAAGGUGGUUCUGGGCUACACGGAGCUGGAGUUGUGUAUGAGAGGCUCUGGAUACCAGUUCAUCCACGCUGCUGACAUGAUGUACUGUGCCGACAAUCAUGUCAGAAUGAUAAAGACAGGUGAGAGUGGUCUGACUGUGUUUAGGCUCCUGGCCAAGAAUGGUGUGUGGAUCUGGGUUCAGGCUAAUGCCAGACUGAUCUACAAGGGAGGGAGGCCCGACUUCAUCAUGGUCAGACAGAGACCGUUAUCAAAUAAUGAGGGUGAGGAGCAGCUUCGCCAGCGGAGACUCCAGCUGCCCUUUAACUUCGCCACUGGGGAAGCUGUUCUCUACGAGGUGGGCCCCUCUCUGGACGUAGCUGACAUUCCAACCCAGAGCAAGGGCCCUAAGAUCAGGAAGAUGGKCGAAGAAAUGGCCCUGGACCCCGACUCCCUGCUGGGCUCCAUGCUGAGGCAGGACCAGGCCAUCUACACGCAGACCAGCCCCAGCGAGCCCUCCAUCGAGCCCCCCAACCCUCAGGAGCUGUGCUCCUGGGAAGACCAGGCCUUCAGCAACAGCCACGCAAUGGCCAACGUGCCUGGUGAUUCCUGGCAGUCCCAACACCCCACUAUGCCCAGGCCGGACGCGGGCAUCAGGGAGGAGUCCACUGUCCAGGACCUGAUGGAAACACUGCAGCAAAUCAUCGGGGACAACACCCUGUGUUCCAGCCUGGAUGUGGACCCCACAGAGCUGAAGGACUGGGAGAACACUCUGCUGAAGAUGAGCUCCAGCAACUGUGAGAUGUCCGAGGACCUUGAUGACAURCUCAACCAUGACAUCCUGUCGUAUGUGGAGGAACAUCUCUUCAAGGAGAACGGAGGACUCAAGAUGCCCGAGCAUCUGGGRUCACUGCUGGGGUCCGUCAGUGUCAACAACCCUCUCCUGGAGGUACCAGAGUGCCUUAAAAAUGUCGACCUGCAGGGGAAUACCAUGAUGCCUGGAGGAAAGGGCUUCAACUGGGGGGUUGAUCCCCAGCAGAACCAGUUGCUUGGGAUGGGAGGCUUGAGUGCGGCUGAAACAGUGAGUAACGUUCGGGGCAUGAUGAYGCUGACACACAUGGGCUCUCAGAUGGGAUUGAACYGCCCCACACUCCAGCAGGCUUCCUCCAGGAACACAUUUGCCCAAUCCCUGGGAGAGAACCUGGACCUGCAGAGCAACGCUAACCCUCUGGCCUUUAACCCUGCCCUGGCUGGCUCCUGUGCCCAGGUGCGGCAGAACCAAGCCAAAGGUAGGCAGCAAGGCRUCCGGGCCUCUGAGAUCCUGUCCAGCCCUGGUAACGGGCUGGCGUCUUGUUCCCUGAGACAACAGAUGCAGUCAGGCCUUGCCAAUCGGAGCUCUGCCACUCAGGUCAUCCCUGCUCCUAUGGGUCUGCCAAUCCAGAACCAGCUGCUGGGGUGGGGCAUGAAUGAUCAGCCAAUGCGAUUCCAGYACCAGAGCUCCAUAAGCCAAUCAGAUCCCUUUGCCGUGCCCGGUCAGGAAACCAUGUGGAUGCCCUUGCCCUCCUCCAUGRCCAAUACCAACAUGGUGGCCGACACCUUGUUGGAAACMUUUGCCCAGAAUAUUUCAAAUCAACCAAAAGAUGUCAUUCUAGAUCCCAACCCGGCUAGCUGCCUACAAGGACACUUUUCCCUGCAGACCCAGCAACAGCAGCAGCAGCAGCAACAAAUGCUGCCCACGAUGUUACACCAACAAAAUGGACACCAACACAAUGUCAUGGGCYGCUUUUAUAACAACCAGGUGUCUGACUUCCAAAUUGCUCCCCAGCUCCCUAUCCCUGGGCUCGAGGCCCAGGCACAGCAGAACUCUCAGGCCCAGAACUACAACAGGGCUCAAACAAUAUCAGGCCAGUACAGGCCUCAAAAGACCUCUGCUGUCGUCACCCCUCCUCUCGUCMCUUCCAACAGCUGCAUGUUCAGCAGCACCAACCCCCWCCCGGUUCCUGUCAACYGGGUCUGUUUAACCCCCAACACGMCCUUUGGUUCCCUGGUCCCAUCCUCCUGUCAGAGGGCCACGGCCCCCCUCCACGACCACAGUCCCUCCCAGGCCUCCUGCUACUUCCAGAGGAACUCCAGCGGGCCCAUCGUGGGGUCCUCGGCAAUCCCACAAGGUGACACCAACAUCAGCCCUCUGUCCUGUCAGGUGGGGCCUGGUCUAACCCCUGGGGGCUUCACACCAGACAGCCUGCUGGUCCAGCAGCAGUACCUCAACUGCAACGGGCAGACACAGGUCACAAACUGUCCAAUGGAGGAAAACAUAUCGUUCCAGUUCCCGCCCCUGCCCAACYGAACCACAUACUUCUCAGAGAACAACCAAACCAACUGUUGCGACUUCUAGAAGGUUCUACAAGGAGGAAGAACCCGCGGCCUUUUCCGCGGCUGAAUGGAAUUUGUUGAGAUACUGAUGAGUAGCCCUCUUUGCUAAACAAGCAGAUACACGGACACAUACAGACUCACACAGCCAGGUGCCUUUGGGGAUUCUACCACCACCAUGUCUUACMUCACCAAGGAGACUGGCCAAGAUGGCUUCCUUCAUUUCUCUUCUAUGCGUCUCAAAUGGUAUGUUUGGAUGCAAGAUACAAGGCGUUUGGACCAGAGGGUCGUGUGUCUUAUUUUUCUUCUGCAACCAGACAGAAGCUCCAGUGGCUGUCACGAGCUCCUCCUUGACUUGCUUUCUCCUUGGGUGGGCAUGCCCUGGUCAAAAGUAGUGCACUAUAUAGGGAAUAGAGUGCCAUUUUGGACAUACAGUCACGUCUGGUCGAUGUGGAGGAAAGAMAAUAUAUUUAUUGGUUGUUUUGAAUUGUGCCUCUUUGUGCCUCCGAUGUUAAAGAAUUGCCAGAAGAUUUUGGAAAGGAAAGACGGAAGAUGAUGAAGUAAGCAGUAAUAGGGAAAAAGAGAGAACACGUUGAAUGAGAUUCCUGGGAUUACUUUUAAGUUUUUUUUUUUUUAAAUCCCUAAAUGCAUUUGAACAUAUAGGAUCUAGCCAAAUUCCAAAAGGAAAMGUGAGAUAGUCGAUGCCUGGUAAAUUGACUACAGUAUGACCAUAAGGGCAAAAAGAAGAGCAUAUGCAUUUGGAAAAUGCUAAAUAUGUUGGCAUACGAUAUUAUGGACAGGAUGGAUAUCAUUACAUACUGUACAAUAUGUAUGUAUAGAUGAUAUACAGUUUAAACUGUAUCAACUGCUUAUUUUGAUACAGAGGGAAAAAAAACUAUUCCCCAGCAAUCAUAAUACUUCAAUGGCCUGAAUGAAAAUUGAAAAACAGUUUCCCUUGUGAUGACUUUUGAGACUUGCCACAUGUUCUUGCAUCACAAACCAUGCUCCAUUUUGAUAUAUCCCAUUAUUACAACAAGAUAUGCUAAUCAGAAUGUAAUGARGACAACGACAAAAAAAAUCAUAUUUUGUAUUUUUAUAAGCAUUUAACCAAAACUAUAAAUAUGUAAUUGAGCCAGUUUUGUCUUUUCUGUUAUUUUGUGAAGUGUCCCACUGGGCACACACUGGUUGAAUAAGCGUUGUUUCCACGUCAUUUCAAUGAAAUCAUGUUGAACCAACUUGGAAUAAACGUUGAKUUGAUGMCUGUGCCCAGUGGGAUUCCUGUGCACCUGCGGUUUUAUUUGCUUCUGUUGUGCUUCUAUUGAUAGAAAACACCCAAGAAGGGGAGGUGCCUUGGUAAAGUAAUCAUGCCGAAAUGCAUCAGAUAGUUUYAGUGCCUCAUUUGCAUAAAUAUGCAGAUGGGAAACCGAUUAACCAAUCAUGUAAAAGCAUAUAAUCACCAGUCAAUUUGAAAAGAAAAAGUAGAGCCACUGUUCAAACAGCAUUGUUGAUAUGCUCUCUCCUAUGCCUAUGUGGGAAUAUCUUUCACUUUACUUUCAUUUCCUUGAUGAAUUAUUUUAUUGCCCUGCAGUUCUACAGGGAAGUAAUAUAGUAUUGGCAGCUACAGUUUCAGAAUGAUCAAUGAUCCAAUUCAAUGUGGAUUAUUCAAUGGGGGAUCGGGUGCUUUCAAAAAUCGUACAAAAAUACAGAACCUAUAAUGAACACCGUAAGAGUCCAUAUUAAAGUAUAGUAUUCAGUAUUCUUGUCUGUAUGCUUCUGCACAAUGUAGGCACUAUAACUAUUGCACUGAGGCCAAGGCGCCUUUCUAUAUGCAGUACCAUUUUAAUGUGUACAUACUAUUUUUCAUUUGUAUUUUUAAGUAAUUUGGCCUUCAAAAGAUUGACAUCUAUUAUUGUACACUAUUUUAUACAUGUGUUUUCUGCACACAGAACAGUUCAUGUCUGUAAAACAUUUUUUGACCUGUUUCCUCAGAACAGUAUUUAUAAAUAUACACCUUGUGSCUUUUGUUGUUUUUCUGCCUCUAACAAUGUAUCAGCCAUGGCGCUUACGUCUKAAUUGUUAUAUUUCAUCURCACAUUAAAGAGGUUUAAUGACUUUA